This is a messenger RNA of Salvia splendens (bonfire salvia), 742 nucleotides long. RefSeq names its product 60S ribosomal protein L27a-2. Gene Ontology annotation, cellular component: cytosolic large ribosomal subunit. Gene Ontology annotation, biological process: translation. Gene Ontology annotation, molecular function: structural constituent of ribosome. Lineage: Eukaryota; Viridiplantae; Streptophyta; Magnoliopsida; Lamiales; Lamiaceae. The transcript has 2 exons. The record is from RefSeq and is a predicted model, not a curated record. The coding region runs from base 70 to 510 and encodes 146 amino acids.
CUGCCGCAUCCUCAUUCGUAGAAUACAAAGUCCAUCUUUCUGCUUCUCCUCGCACAGAAUCAGUGAUCGAUGACGACCAGCUCGAGGAAAAACAGGAAGAAGCGCGGCCACGUGAGCGCGGGGCACGGCCGCAUCGGGAAGCAUCGCAAGCACCCUGGAGGUCGCGGAAACGCCGGCGGGAUGCACCACCACCGCAUCCUAUUCGACAAGUACCAUCCGGGGUAUUUUGGGAAAGUCGGGAUGCGCUAUUUCCACAAACUGCGCAACCAGUUCCACUGCCCCAUCGUCAACGUUGACAAGCUCGUCUCUCUGAUCCCUCAGGAAAUCAGAGACAAGGCCUCCAAGGACAACGUGCCGUUGAUCGACGUCACGCAAUUCGGUUAUUUCAAGGUUCUCGGCAAGGGGAUGUUUCCGGAUAAUCUCCCUGUGGUCGUCAAGGCCAAGCUCAUCUCCAAAACGGCGGAGAAGAAGAUUAAGGAAGCCGGCGGCGCGGUGCUUCUCACUGCUUAAGAAUGAAAGGCAAACAGGAGGCCGACGAAGAAGGCUGAAACCACCACCACUACAACAGAAAACUUGGCCAUUCUUGGAUGCGCAGCCCCCAGUUCAUUAGACACUCUUACACUGCUCAUACACCAUCGUAUACAAUUAUAAUUAAAUUGACAACAAUGUUACAAUGUAAAAAGGAACUUGUGCUGUUUUGUAUGUGUGUUAUUGUAAUGAACGAAUGAAUACCUUAUUGCUA